AUGGCUCCAGGCGGCGGAGGAAAUAUUAAGGUGGUGGUGAGAGUGCGGCCUUUCAACAGCAGAGAAAUCGACCGAGGCGCAAAAUGUAUCGUUCAGAUGAAAGACAACCAGACCAUCCUCUCCACCCCACCCGGCGCCGAAGAUAAAUCGCGAAAAGGCGGGAAAGCUGCGGCGGAUGGUAACAAGUCGUUCGCCUUCGAUAGGUCCUACUGGUCAUUUGACAAGAAUGCCCCCAACUAUGCCAGUCAAGACAGUCUCUUCGGCGACUUGGGUGUGCCGCUGUUGGACAAUGCGUUUGGAGGCUACAACAACUGUAUCUUCGCCUACGGUCAGACCGGUUCCGGAAAGUCGUACUCGAUGAUGGGAUACGGCAAGGAGUACGGUGUCAUUCCCCGGAUUUGCCAGUCGAUGUUCGAGCGCAUCUCCUCAAUGAUGCAGCAAGACAGUAACCUGAACUGCACUGUCGAAGUGUCCUACCUCGAAAUCUACAACGAACGUGUGCGCGAUCUGCUCAAUCCCUCCAAUAAAGGAAACCUGAAAGUCCGUGAGCAUCCGUCGACGGGUCCAUAUGUCGAAGACCUCGCCAAGCUCGUCGUGCGAUCGUUCGAUGAGAUCGAAAACUUGAUGGACGAAGGAAACAAGGCCAGAACCGUCGCGGCUACCAACAUGAACGAGACGUCAAGUAGAUCGCACGCUGUCUUCACGCUGACACUGACGCAAAAGCGCCAUGACGCCGAGACGUCGAUGGACUCCGAGAAAGUCUCAAGAAUCAGUCUUGUCGAUCUUGCGGGUUCGGAGCGUGCGACGUCGACCGGCGCGACUGGUGCGCGACUCAAGGAGGGUGCCGAAAUUAACCGAUCUCUAUCAACACUCGGUCGUGUGAUUGCCGCCCUUGCGGACUUGGCUUCCGGCAAAAAGAAGAACGCCUCAAUGGUUCCAUAUCGUGAUUCAGUUCUCACAUGGCUGCUCAAGGACUCCCUCGGAGGUAACUCGAUGACGGCGAUGAUUGCGGCUAUUUCACCUGCGGAUAUCAACUUUGACGAGACCCUGAGUACUCUGCGCUACGCCGACUCCGCAAAACGUAUCAAGAACCAUGCGGUCGUGAACGAAGAUCCAAACGCUCGGAUGAUCCGCGAGCUCAAGGAAGAGCUUGCGCAGCUUCGAUCCAAGCUUGGGGGUGGUGUGGCGCCUGGCGCAGGCGCAGUGGCGGGGGGUGCAUCAGCAGCAGCGGGUGCCAUUCCUUCCGAAGAAUACUACCCCCCGGAUACACCACUGGAGAAGCAGAUGGUCUCUAUCCAGCAAGCCGAUGGCACUGUCACCAAAGUGAGCAAGGCAGAGAUCGUGGAACAGUUGAACCAAAGCGAGAAGCUUUACAAAGACCUUAAUCAGACGUGGGAGGAGAAGCUGGUCAAGACGGAACAGAUUCACAAAGAGCGCGAGGCAGCUCUGGAAGAGUUGGGUAUCAGUAUCGAAAAGGGCUUCAUUGGUCUCAGUACCCCGAAGAAGAUGCCACAUCUUGUGAACCUAAGCGAUGACCCGCUGCUCGCCGAGUGCCUUGUCUAUAAUAUCAAGCCAGGUACUACAAUGGUCGGAAACAUGGAUCAAGGAAGUAACGUGGAAAUCAGACUGAACGGUUCCAAGAUCCUUGCCAACCAUUGUAAGUUUGAGAACGUCGAUAACGUGGUGACCAUUGUGCCGACGGAAGGCGCCGCGGUCAUGGUGAAUGGACUGCGGAUUGACCAGCCCAAACGGCUCAAAAGUGGCUUCCGUAUAAUCUUGGGCGAUUUCCACAUCUUUCGUUUCAACCAUCCCCAAGAAGCCCGGGCUGAGAGAGUAGAACAGAGUCUACUGCGCCAUUCGGUAACCACAAGCCAGCUUGGUUCGCCCGCUCCGAACAAGACCCAUGACCGGAGCUUAAGCAAGACUGGCUCUGAACUCGAUGGAGAUUCUAGCCGGGCUGAUUCCCCAAUGCCUCCGCAGCAGGGACGUGAAUCGGAUUGGUUCUACGCCCGCCGCGAGGCUGUCAGUGCCGUGUUGGGACCGGACCAUAUUGCGCACAUGCCAGACGAUGAACUGAACGCUCUCUUCGAGGAUGUGCAGAAGGUUCGGGCAACGCGUCGUGGUCUGAUGGAGAAUGAGGAGGAUUCUGACUCGCUGAGCUCUUUUCCUGUGCGCGACAAAUACAUGUCCAAUGGCACCAUCGAUAAUUUUUCCUUGGAUACUGCCAUUACCAUGCCUGGGACACCUCGUCACAAUGAAGAGGACGAAGGCCAGAACGGGAUAGCCACGCUAAACUCCGUACGACAGGACAUGCAACGGCAGUUGGACCGACAAAAAGAGGAGUUUCAAGAUAAGCUGAGAAAUGCAGAGGCUAGCCAAGGUGUCGAAGAUCUGCGCUCUGAAAAGGCGAAGAUGGAAGAGACACUCCGCGCGACGAAACAAGAAUACGAGGCACAGCUGAAGAAACAGAAAGAACUGUUUGAAUCCCACAUGAAGGAUAUGGGCCAACCCGUCCCUAGGAUCUAUGAAAAUGGGUUUGCAAAGCUGGAUCCAAGGGAGAUUGAAGUCGCACGCUCUGUCUACCGCCAUUGGUCACAACAGAACUAUGUCCGGAUGACCGAGAAAGUGCUGCAGCAUGCAUCGCUUCUGAAGGAAGCCCAGGUGAUGAGCCACAUCAUGGACAAGAACGUUGUGUUUCAGUUUGCCAUCAUUGACCAUGGACACAAUAUGGCUUCGUCAUAUGACUUAGUCUUGAACGGCAUAUCCGGAGACGAAGAUAUCGUUUUGGAUGACGCCAAGAAGCCUUGCAUCGCAGUGCGGGUGAUUGAUUUCAAGCAGUGUGUCAUCCAUCUAUGGUCUAUCGAGAAGCUCCAGCGGCGACUCCAAGCCAUGCGACAGCUGCACCAAUAUAUCGAUCGCCCUGAUUACAUCCAGCAUUUCAAGCUCGAAAACCCAUUCUCUGAGCCUUGUUCACCGCAGUACUCUCUUGUUGGCGACGCAGAUAUCCCACUGACUGCUGUUUUUGAGACGCGAGUGCAGGACUUUUCCGUUGAGGUCACUUCUCCAUACACCCAGAAUGUCAUUGGCAUAAUCCGACUUUCCCUGGAGCCUUCCUCCGCACAGGCACCCUCGUCUACUCUGAAGUUCAAUGUUGUGAUGCGCGAUAUGGUGGGCUUCGCCGAAUGGGAGGGCACUGACGUCCAUGCACAACUCUUUGUGCCUGGUAUUUCUGAAGAAGGCGGCGCUACUACUACCCAAAUGAUCAGCGGAUUUGACGAGUCGCCCGUUCGAUUUGAGAGUGUGCACAGCAUGAGUCUACCGCUUUCAAGCCCACGGACGGCUGCGCUCAAGAUUUGUGUCUAUGCCCGAGUGACGCAGAUGCACCUUGACAAGCUUCUCAGUUGGGACGAUAUGCGCGAUUCUGCAGAGGCGACUCCCGAUAAGCGGAAAACCCCUCGUAUUGCGGAGUCUGAAUUUUAUCUGGAGGAGCGUCACGACGUCUUUGCCAGAGCGCAGAUUCUUGAACUUGCUGAGAAUGGAGAGUAUCUCCCGGUUGAGGUUGUGCAGAGCAAUAACCUGGACGCGGGAACGUAUCAACUUCAUCAAGGUCUUCAGCGGCGGAUUCUUGUGAACCUCACGUAUAGCUCAACUGAAAGUCUGCCCUGGGAUGAUCUUACCAACAUACGGGUCGGCUCAGUCCGGCUGCUGGAUCCUUGGGGCAAGAUUCCCGACCAAGACCUCCAGACACCCGAUGUUCCUCUCAAGUUUGUCCAGGAGCCGAUGGUCAAGGACAACGCGGAUGGGACCUCGAAUGUGACGAUCAUUGGCCAGUGGGACUCGAGCUUGCAUGGCUCUCUCCUUCUCGACCGAGUGACCGCCGAGAAGUAUCGUGUGCAGGUCACUCUCAAAUGGGAUCUCUUGUCGUCGCGCUUGCAAGAUCCGGUGACAUUUGAUGUGGACCUGACCCUGCAAAUCCAAGGGCGAACUUAUGUGCGACCGCAGUCGAUGUUCAAACAGUUCUUCAAUUCCACUAGGAUCGUCCACUCUACCGUCCGCAUGUAUUCGCUGACAGUGCGGCCGGUCUCUGCGAAGCGCGCCGCGGACUUGUGGCGAAUGAACACGCAAAAUGACUACGUCAAGGGCGAAGAGCUCCUUACGACUUGGUCACCCCGAAAGGUGUCGCUCGUACGGGACUUCAUCGCCGCACGUAAACGACGACGACGUGUUGCCGAAUUGAAUGCGGCGAAAGGAGCGCUCAGUGCCAGCAGUCUGGUGGCUUCGCCCCCUAGAAGCGGGCGAUCAACGCCUCUUCGGAACAAUGAGCUUACGGAGCGCAAAGCCAAGCUUCUCCGAAAAUACAUCGAGCUCUGGACCACGAAGACGGACCAAACCGAGUCUAUCCUUGUCCGAAGCAAUACUGAGCCACCUGCGGGCGGUGCCGCAUUCGCAUCCCACACUAACCCUUCGUCCAGCGAAGAUGGUAGUUCUGUCUCCGACGAGUCCUCGUUGAAGCCACGGUUCAUUGCAACCAUUCAGACCCUGCCAAAGAACACGUCUUCCCUCAAGUCGGGGUAUCUGUUGACCCCAGAUGAUACCAACAGCCACUGGGUACGGCGCUUCGUCGAGCUUCGGCGUCCAUAUAUCCAUAUCUAUUCGGUUCCCGACGGUGACGAGAUCAACGCUAUCAAUCUCCGCAACUCGCGGAUCGACCAUGCGCCGGACUUUGCACGUCUGUUGAAUGGACCGGGAGCGGAGACGGACACCAGUUCGUCAAAGGGCCGUCCGAACGUGUUCGCCGUGUAUGGUGCCCAGAAUACCUUCCUCUUUGCGGCUCGGACGGAGGCGCAGAAGGUUGAAUGGAUUUUGAAGAUCGACGAGAGUUACUUUAGUAGUGCAGGGGGCAAGACCGUGACUAACGGGGCUGGGUAA
This is a messenger RNA of Aspergillus terreus NIH2624, 4929 nucleotides long. RefSeq names its product kinesin-3 motor protein uncA. NCBI's taxonomy places the organism in Eukaryota, Fungi, Ascomycota, Eurotiomycetes, Eurotiales, Aspergillaceae. The transcript is spliced from 2 exons. Gene Ontology annotation, biological process: microtubule-based movement; cytoskeleton-dependent intracellular transport. The record is from RefSeq and is a predicted model, not a curated record. Gene Ontology annotation, cellular component: kinesin complex; microtubule. Bases 1 to 4929 code for a protein of 1642 amino acids. Gene Ontology annotation, molecular function: microtubule binding; ATP hydrolysis activity; ATP binding.